This is a messenger RNA of Colletotrichum graminicola M1.001, 336 nucleotides long. RefSeq lists its product as uncharacterized. NCBI's taxonomy places the organism in Eukaryota, Fungi, Ascomycota, Sordariomycetes, Glomerellales, Glomerellaceae. The coding region runs from base 1 to 336 and encodes 111 amino acids. The record is from RefSeq and is a predicted model, not a curated record. The transcript has a single exon.
AUGGCUCUGCCGGGACCUGUACAAGACCCGGCCUUGCUUCCCGAGCAGGGUUGCGGCCAACGUCAAGGCCAUGCUCCUGCAAGCACACGUGUCAAGCCGCGCCAGCGGCCGAGCCACACGCACGCCGCAAGACCGACAAUGAACCCAAAAGGACGAGCUGGACUACAGGGCGACCUCGACGACUCUGCCAACCUUUGUAGCGACCACUAUCCGGGCGUCGACCUCCACCGAAACACCCACGCCAACCUCAAGCUUUGCGCGCUGUCCCCUGCCAACCCAGACGUCAAAGCCCACCGCAACAUCUACUCCGCCCUCAGGUCGUCCACAACGACCUAA